This is a messenger RNA of Balaenoptera acutorostrata (minke whale), 2705 nucleotides long. RefSeq names its product solute carrier family 25 member 23 (gene SLC25A23). Gene Ontology annotation, biological process: transmembrane transport. Gene Ontology annotation, molecular function: ATP transmembrane transporter activity; calcium ion binding. The record is from RefSeq and is a predicted model, not a curated record. Lineage: Eukaryota; Metazoa; Chordata; Mammalia; Artiodactyla; Balaenopteridae. The coding region runs from base 170 to 1732 and encodes 520 amino acids. The transcript has 11 exons.
GCUAGCAGUCACCGCCUCCUACAAGUGCCAGAGCCGGGCAGGCAGCGCGGAGGCUGCGGUGGCAGUGGCCGCGGAGCUGGCCCUGCGGGGCCCCUGGGGGGAGGGGGAGCCGUCAAGCCCCCGCUGAGGCCGCCGCUGCCGGGCCUCCCCUCCCCCCGGGGCGGGCGCCAUGCGGGGGGGCCCGGGCGAUGCGGAGCGGCGUCAGCGCUGGGGUCGCCUCUUCGAGGAGCUGGACAGUAACAAGGAUGGUCGCGUGGACGUCCACGAGUUGCGCCAGGGACUGGCCCGGCUGGGCGGGGGCAACCCGGACGGCGGAGCCCAACAGGGCAUCUCCCCUGAGGGUGACGCUGACUCAGAUGGCGGCCUUGACCUGGAGGAGUUUAUCCUCUAUCUGCAGGAGCGGGAACAGCGCCUGCUACUUCUGUUCCACAGUCUGGACCGGAAUCAGGAUGGUCAUAUCGACGUCUCUGAGAUCCAGCAGAGUUUCCGAGCUCUGGGCAUUUCCAUCUCGCUGGAGCAGGCAGAGAAAAUCCUGCACAGCAUGGACCGUGAUGGCACCAUGACCAUUGACUGGCAGGAAUGGCGUGACCACUUCCUGUUGCAUUCGCUGGAGAAUGUGGAAGACGUGCUGUAUUUCUGGAAGCAUUCCACGGUCCUGGACAUUGGCGAGUGCCUGACUGUCCCGGAUGAGUUCUCGGAGCAGGAGAAGCUGACUGGCAUGUGGUGGAAGCAGCUGGUGGCGGGUGCGAUGGCGGGUGCCGUGUCCCGGACGGGCACAGCCCCCCUGGACCGCCUCAAGGUCUUCAUGCAGGUCCACGCCUCCAAGACCAACCGGCUGAACAUCCUGGGAGGCCUACGGAGCAUGAUCCAAGAGGGGGGCGUGCGCUCCCUGUGGCGUGGCAACGGGAUUAACGUGCUCAAGAUUGCACCUGAGUCGGCAAUCAAGUUCAUGGCCUAUGAGCAGAUCAAGCGGGCCAUCUGGGGGCAGCAGGAGACACUGCAUGUGCAGGAGCGCUUUGUGGCUGGCUCCCUGGCCGGUGUCACCGCCCAAACCAUCAUUUACCCCAUGGAGGUACUGAAGACACGGCUGACCCUUCGCCGGACGGGCCAGUAUAAGGGGCUGCUUGACUGUGCGUGGCGGAUCCUGGAGCGAGAAGGGCCCCAAGCCUUCUACCGCGGCUACCUGCCCAACGUGCUGGGUAUCGUCCCCUACGCGGGCAUCGACCUGGCCGUCUACGAGACCCUGAAGAACCGGUGGCUCCAGCAGUAUAGCCACGACUCGGCCGACCCGGGCAUCCUCGUGCUCCUGGCCUGCGGCACCAUUUCCAGCACGUGCGGCCAGAUAGCCAGUUACCCCCUGGCCCUGGUCCGGACCCGCAUGCAGGCCCAAGCCUCCAUCGAGGGAGCCCCCCAGCUGUCUAUGCUGGGUCUGCUCCGUCACAUCCUGUCCCAGGAGGGCGUGCGGGGCCUCUACCGGGGCAUUGCCCCCAACUUCAUGAAGGUUAUCCCAGCCGUGAGCAUCUCCUACGUGGUCUACGAGAACAUGAAGCAGGCCCUGGGGGUCACGUCCAGCCACCGGAUCCCAGAUUUCCAAGCCCCGACCCACCAGAUCCUCACUCCUCAAACCACAGUCACGAGAGCCCAGUGGCAGAGGAGCGGGUGCUGGCGACUGCAGCUGUUGGACCCCAGAUCCCUUCACCGCAGGCACUGGGUACUAAAACUUCAUCCAUAAGAGGCAGACCCUACCACCUCCAGGCACUGGAUGCCAACCCCUUAACCCCUGGUUUCUGACCCGAGUCCUCCCAAGCACUGGAUCUUGAACGCUCAGACCCCCCAGUCUAGCUCCCAAAGGGCCAAUCGGUAUCCUGGAUCCACGCGCCCCCGUCCCAGACACACACCAGAGCCCGGAGACCUCCCCCCAUGGCACAAACCCCAUAGUCUACGGAGCCUCCAGGAAACCCAGGUCUUGGCCUCCCAGCUUGAAAACCUACGGGACUUGUCCACUGUCCUGACACGUCUCAUGCCGGCCGCAAGGGGAGGAGUUGCCUCUCCCAGGCCCUGCACAGACACUGGACCCCCUACCUCCCCAGCAAAGCCUGGACUGCAGGGAAACUUCUCUCUCAAAUACUCCCCCAGCAGGACCAUGUCUCACACCCCCUUCCCACUGUCUAGGCUGAUAACAACCCCCAGAGCCUGGGUCCCUCUGGAGGAUCCAGUCGCUCUUUCUUAGGGGCUGGCAAGGAGGCAAUACAAGGCUGGGGACACAUUAAGGGGACCGCACACAUCCCCCAGCACUGCCAGCCCCUCCCCAGACUUCAGAGUUGGAAGCCAGGAGCAGCUUCCCUAAACCCAAGCAACCAAGGAUGCAAAACAAACCCCAAACUCCCCAGUCCCCCAAAUUCAUUCCAGGUCUAUUUUUCUACCGGAGAGGAGCAGACAUCCCAUCCGCCCUAAUUCCCAGUACCCCCACCCUGUAUAUUCCGCACUUUAUAUUUGGAUUCUGAGCUUAGGCUUAUUGGGGGACCCCUCCAUUCCUUCCAAGUCCUUGGGGAACCCCAUUAAAGGACUGUAAAAGAAGAACUUGGGUUGGGGGGGGUACGGGACGACCCCCCCAAUGCUUCCACCUCCCCCACCUACACCACUCCCCACCUCCCUGCCUGUGUGUGUUAUUUCAAAGGAAAAGAACAAAGGAAUACAUUUUCUAA